Panicum virgatum (switchgrass) is the source of this 863-nucleotide messenger RNA. RefSeq lists its product as uncharacterized. Lineage: Eukaryota; Viridiplantae; Streptophyta; Magnoliopsida; Poales; Poaceae. The record is from RefSeq and is a predicted model, not a curated record. The coding region runs from base 102 to 509 and encodes 135 amino acids. The transcript is spliced from 4 exons.
UCGGCUCCAUUUGGGUCUGAUUGUACGAGAGCUGGACGGAGUUUCAGAUUCAGAGGUGGUGCGACCUGUGAGAGGAGCGCAGAGGGAGGAACCGGCGGAGGAUGGUGGGGGGACGAGGAGGGGCGGGGCGGCGGCAGGAGCGGCAGGCCCUGAUGGUGGCGUUCGCUCUGGCGCUGCUCAUGGGCACCACCGUCUACUUCCGCAUCUGGGCCCGCCAGUCCAGCGACCCCUCCUUCACCGUCGACGACCGCGAGGAGCUCCGGAGGCAAUUUGAACAAGCAAACCUAGAAGCGAUGGACGAAUCUGCCGAAUGGAGAAUGAAAUAUGACAAAGAAUUUGAGAAAAACAGGCAGUUGCAAGAUGAACUUUCAAAGGUUAAGGCCUCAUUGACUGGGACAGCCAGGCGUCUUGAGUUGUUACAAAAGGAUAAUGAGAUGUGGAAGAGGCAGACUGAAUCACUGAAGCAGCAGUGCAAUUGCAGUCUUCCAUUGAAAACUACGCAAGAUUAAGGGCAUGACAGUGGCAGGAGUUUUUCAGCUUCUUUGGUGGAUUAGCUCAGCGCUUUUUGUUUGUUCAACACCGUUGGGAGGAAAGCUAGAAUGCUAGAUAGAGAUAUGGAAUUGGGAUAGGUGAAUUGAAGAAAUGGCUACCACAGUGUUGGUUCGUUUGCUAUUCAUGGUGAUCUUCACACUUCAUCCGAACUAAUCGGUUGCCAAUUCAUGAGUAGCAAUGCAAAUUACUGUAGGCACAACUUAUGAGAUGGUGAGCUCCUUUUUGUCAUUAAUUAAGGAUAUCUAAUUUUAAGUAACUUUGGAUUGGCAAUUUUUAUCUCUGCUUGUAAAUACACAAUGUAUCAAAGGAAG